Molecule: messenger RNA, 4834 nt
Organism: Coregonus clupeaformis (lake whitefish)
Lineage: Eukaryota; Metazoa; Chordata; Actinopteri; Salmoniformes; Salmonidae
Product: centrosome and spindle pole associated protein 1
Exons: 31
Coding region: 110-4000 (1296 amino acids)
Biological process (GO): positive regulation of cytokinesis
Cellular component (GO): spindle pole; centrosome; microtubule
Source: RefSeq, a predicted model, not a curated record
GCAGUGCGAAGUCUCGCGACCCUGCCGCAUUAGCAGCACCACUUGAUGCACAUUCAUUUAACAGCGCACUUCAUCAUUCUUUGUUUGCCACAAAGACUGUUCAUGCGAAAUGGAUAACCUAGACAGUUUUUUGGAGGAACAGAUAACCAAAGUGGCUAAAGAGAGGGCAUGUUUGGAAGAGGAGGAUCCACCUUACAUGACAAUCAAGACAAAGGCAGACAAUGUAAACUCUGUAAAGGAGAACGCUGCUCCAUUUGACUGGGCAUCAACUCAGAGAAGACUUCCAAACCCUGGCAGAGAGGAGAGUUCAGGAUUAAGUUUGCAGUUGGGAGCAGAAUAUGAGCAGAAGAAGCAAAAACUUCAGCAAGAGCUUCGUUUGGACUACAGAAGAUAUGUGGCUCAGAAAAAGGAUCUACACGCUGGGGAGCCCGGCCCACAGGCUCAAGGCCUCUCCUUACCCAUUGGUGAGAGGAGAUUUGCUAAGGACAAAUUAAGGGAUGAAAGACAGAAGGAAUACAACCUCUUCCUUAAAGGACGGUCAGGGCACAUAAGGAGUCCAUCUUCAAAUGCCUCUCAGGUGCAGGCCCCGGAGACUGUGAGUCCAGCUGUACUUUAUUCUCCCCCAGCCAUCCCAGAGGCCCAGUAUAACACCCAGGUUAACCGUGGAGGCCUGCCUUGGGAAAGAAUCCCAGAGGCCCAGCAUAACACCCAACUUAACCAUGGAGGCCAGCCUUGGGAGCGACUCCCAUCCAGGAGGGACGCUGCAACCCUAACCGACAGGGGGACAGAGGGUCAGGCCCCACGAGGGCGGAGGCGCUGGGAGCUCCACAGACCAGAGGACUCCCUGGAGCGCUGGGAGAGAAGGAGGCCCAGGAGGAGAAGUAGGCGCAGGGAUGAGUACAACUCUGAGGAGGAAGAAGAGGAGUUUGAGUUCUUGGAGAGGGGGAGACCCAGACAGAGCCGAGAGCCAGAGUAUACUGGGAGAAGAGAGAGGAACAUAGUUUAUCACAGCCCUGACAGAGUUCUGCGGGAGAGGAGGGAGGUAGAGCCCCCUGUUGUCCAUGAAGAGGACUUCAGAGACCGGAUCAGAAAGACCCAGUCGGUGACACCAAAACCCAAUGCUGUGAUGCCAGCGUCCAUGAAGACCACCGAGAGAUCCAGGUCUGCAGCACACAAGGACAAGGCCGAGUUUUUCACGGGACUCAUGAUCGGGGCAACAGAGGGGGAUGUGGCCACACAGAGGAGGAAGGACCGCUACAGACAGGAGCUACUGGAACAGAUGGCUGAGGGGCAGAGGAACAAAAAGAAGGAGAAGGAUCUUGAGCUGAGGGUUGCUGCCACUGGGGCUAAUGAUCCAGAGAAACAGCCUGACCGCAUUAAGCAGUUUGGGGCGGUGAACCGCGAAUAUGAGGGCCGGAGACGUGACGUCCCCUAUAGACCCGGAGUAGGCCUGGAUGCCCUGGGGACCAACUCUAGCCCCAGGCCCCGCCAGGAGAGGCCCGAGGCGGGCACAGAGGAGAGAGGUCCCCCUGGGAGGCCCCGUGUUGCCUUCCCCUCUCCUCCAAUGGACUACACUAACGUCCUGGGCCAACUAACAGGGGCAGGGGGGCCGCGGUUAGGGAUGGGGGCUGGAGCGGGAGCAGGGGCAGGCAUGGGGGUGCCUGGGGUCGCCCCUCUCAAUGAAGACUUCCACAGGAGCCUCUCUAGUACCCUGGGAGAGAUAAUCGCCCCAAGAAUUGCUAGCUUACCUCCUCCAUUGCCGCCCACUCUAACUGAUGCCUACAGGACUCCAUAUGAUGAGGCCUAUUACUACUAUGGAGCAAGAAAUCCUCUGGACCCAAAUGUGCCCUACUAUGGACCUUGGGGAAGUGGAGGGCAGCCCAUGGUCUUCCCAAAUCUGCCUCCAGGAAUGAUGCCUCCACCUGGACAUCAAGGGGCCCGAGGAGCCAAUUGGCAUGAUGUGGCCCCCCCUGGAGCUGUGCUGGGUGUCGGAGCUAUAGGAGAGAGGCCCAAGCAGUCCAAGGAGAGUGUGUUGAACUACCAGGAAGCACUGAGACAACAGGAAGAGAUCAGGCGAGAGUGGAGUCAGCACUUUUCCAAGAUCCAGGAAAGAGAGGAGCGAAAAAGACAGGAGCGGGAGGAGAGGGAUCGCUAUGAUGCCAAGAUGGAGGCGGAGAUGAAGGCCUAUGACCCCUGGGGGAAGGGGGGAGGAGGGGCCCCUCUCAAAGACGACAGGGGAAACCUCAUCAGUGAUCUGAACAGAAUGCACAGGACCAACAAGGAGGCAUAUGUGAACCCAGAGUCCAGGGACAGGAGAUGGCCACAGGGCUCUGUAGGCAGGAUUGGAGGAGGAGGGGGACCCACCCCCAGGGGAAUAUCAGGUUUCUCCUUUGCCCAGACGUCUCAGUUUGCCCGAAGCAACGUGUUCAGUGAUCAGCCUACUCCAAAGCAGCUCCAGGAGCAGGACACAUACAAAGACUACCUGAAGCAGCAGAUCGAGGAGAAGAGGAGGAAGGAGGCGAAGGAGAGGGACCGUGAAAGGAUGGAGGAGGAGAGGGAGGAGAAGAGGCUAGCAGAGCAGAGGGUUCUUAUCCAGCAGGAGUUUGAGGAGGAGCAGCAGGGGAAGAAACGGAAGGAGAUCGAGCAAAGUGUCAAGAAUGAAGAGCUGAUCCGCCAGGCUGAGGAGCGCCGUAAGGAGGCGGACAGGAAGAGCAGGGAGGAGGAAGAGCGUCAGAGCGAGACCCUGAGACAGCAGGUUGAGAGGGAAAGACAGGCGCGGAAGGCAGAGAGCCAGAGGGAUCCGUCACCACCUAUCCCAGCCCUGCAGAAGAGACUGGGGAAGCAGCACCUCACUCCCAGACCUCCCUCUGCUGUCAGCCAGCUCUCUUCUAGGGCCCUGUCCGAACGUUCUAUGUCUGCACCACACUCUCCACCUGUACCUGCCAGGAGAAACCAGCUCCGAGCCACAGAGGACCAGCAGCAGGGUGUGAUCAGUGAGUUGUCCACGCUGCGGAGGCAGCUGCAGAGCGAACAGAGACGGCUGGAGGGGCAGCUGCUGCAGAGUAACAGAGAGGAGACAGACACACCCCUUUACACCAGGCACAGAGGGCGCCCCCAUGGGGACGUGUUGGAGAUGGCACGCAUCAGAGCCCAGGGGUCAUCCAGAAGACCCAACUCUGGAACGGCUGCUGCAGCUGCCCAUGUCAACAUGCAGAACAUCAGGGAGUUCAACCAGCUCAAAUACAGAGACAGCGCAUCUCGUGAGGAGGUGCGUCACGUGUACCCCGACACCCCCAGUGAUGAACACAGUCUGGACAUCCAGCAGCAGGCUCUGCUCAGGGAGCAACAACGCAGGAUCAGGAUCAUGAGGAGAGGAGGAGAGUCAGACUACUUUGAGCCGUCUGUGGAGCGACAGCCUCAUCAUCAUCCUAGGGAGAAGCCAGGCCGAGACCACCAGAGAGUCUCUUUAUUGGAGUCAGAGAGUGCUUUUAUUGAUUACCCCAAUGGUGAUGCAGGGUCCCCAUCCCCAGGGCAAGCCCAGGUUAACCUGAGGUCCAGACAGCCCUCAGCCCAGGAGAGGGAGAGCAGGAGGCCCGCGAGGAGAAGAGACUUUGAGGAUGACAUGGUGACUCCCGGGGGUCAGAGGGAUGACGAGGGUAAACUGGACGCCCAGUCUCUAUUCUCUGUGACCAGCCUGAACAUUGAGGGGGUCAAGGACCGCAACCAGAGACGUAUCCGCAGACUGGAUGACCUCAACGACCACGACUGGAGAUCAGGAGGGCUGUCAGCCGAUGAAGGGGACCACCUCUCGCUGCGGUCCACCCCAUACCACCCGGACAGGCGUGUGUCUGUGGAGACUGUUGCCACGGAGCCCUGGCUGCGACCUGGCACAUCGGACACGCUGAAGCGGUUAGGGGCGGGUCAGAACCGGAGAGAGAGGCCAGUUACUAGAGACAUCUUGGACGGGACGCGCCCUCUACCUACCAUGGAUGACCUGUGACCUUUUAGGUCUGUUGACCCGUCAUCUACACAUAGGAUCCCUUUUAUAAUGCACUACUUCUGACUAGAGCCUGUUGAUUUCAAAGCCAAAGAGGUGUAUUUUUUUAUAUGCAGUCGAUCCCCAUUUCUCAUUUUACAAAUUUAACAUGGAUGUUUUUUGCACUCUUCUGAUCCCGAGACAGAAAUGGCCCAUGUUUGUGCUUUUUACUCAGAAAAAAAUAUGAAUGUAGCUUAUGUAUGUGUACAUUUUGAACCUAUACAGCCCCCAGAGGAGACAUCCUAAUGGAGAUGAGAGAGGUAGUAGCGGAGAUAUUUCAGUCUCUGUAUACAACGGCUCUAGCCUGGGUACCAGUCUCUUUAGCUAACAUUCCACUCCUUGCCAUUGCCAAAGAGACUGGCCUUUCGGCAAUCUCAAUGUUCAAUAUGUAGCCGGAUUUACGGCGCAUUUGCUGAUUGGUAGUUGGAAACAACAUUCAUAUUUUCCAUGACAACGUUCCGGAACAUAGGGUGCGCUCAAAUUUGCCGCCAUAUAGAAUUAAAAUUGGUGGAUUAAUAGUCCAGCCUAUGAAUUAACUUCUAAUUUACACAUCUCUGUCUAAACUGUUCACUUCUUGUGCAAUUCAUGCAUCUCCGCUGGCAUCUCCACUGGGCUCUCUUCCAUCCUCUGUAUUCCUUUUAUAGCUCUUGAACCAGUAGCCUAGCCCAAUGCGUGUCGCAGAAGUAGCAAUAUACAAUAGUUUGGUCACUUAUUUUGAGCAUUGAAAAAUAUAUACACUACCGGUCAAAAGUUUUAGAACACCUACUCAUUCAAGGGUUUUUCUUUAUUUUUACUAGC